AUGGAGCGGAAGGGCAGCAUUUUUGUGUCGAGUGAUCCACUGGACCUGGGGAUGACGCUGUGGACGGCGCAUUGGUUUCUCGGAGAAGGAGGACUGGGCGGCGAGGUUGCGGGGCGGUGCUUUGAGCAGAUUUGUAUUCUUGUCGUUGUUGCUUGGAGGAUGAAGCUGAUGGACACAGAUGAUCUGUUUGAGGUCAACCGCAUACCUCGAGAACGACCAAUAUCAAGUACCGGCGUGGCGUUUCGCGAGUAUUCAGGGACGUGUAUGAGGCAUCCAGUGCCAGGCGGAACAGACCAACUGAGAAGCGACCACACACGCAACGCGACCAACACAACAGCGGAUCCGACCUCCAAUGGUCGAUCCGCUAUAGCACCACACACAAUCGCGGCCUGGGCAUCGUACAUGAGACAAUGUCUCUCGCAACGACGUGACGCCGGACGGAUACUGCGACCAUCAGCGUCGGAGUCUGGUCAAUGCGGCGCGCGUUGA
Messenger RNA from Aspergillus novofumigatus IBT 16806, 489 nucleotides. RefSeq lists its product as uncharacterized. Lineage: Eukaryota; Fungi; Ascomycota; Eurotiomycetes; Eurotiales; Aspergillaceae. Bases 1 to 489 code for a protein of 162 amino acids. The transcript has a single exon. The record is from RefSeq and is a predicted model, not a curated record.